Messenger RNA from Paramisgurnus dabryanus, 2228 nucleotides. RefSeq names its product adaptor related protein complex 4 subunit mu 1 (gene ap4m1). The record is from RefSeq and is a predicted model, not a curated record. NCBI's taxonomy places the organism in Eukaryota, Metazoa, Chordata, Actinopteri, Cypriniformes, Cobitidae. Gene Ontology annotation, cellular component: clathrin adaptor complex. Gene Ontology annotation, biological process: vesicle-mediated transport; intracellular protein transport.
CGGACGAAAAAGCGAAACCGGCUGUUUACAGUCAUGAUAGCAGCAGUGCACGUCUAAAUUUGUAUAUAAAAAAGGAUGAUUUAAAAUUGUAUAAUGUUACAGUGUAGAGAAUAUAUAACCGCAGAUAACGCAGUUGAUUUUAAGUAACGUAACAUAGUUUUUAUAAAAGGGUUCGCGUGUGCUUAAAAUGAUCAGUCAAAUUUUUAUCUUGUCAUCGAAGGGUGAUCACCUCAUAUAUAAAGACUUCCGUGGAGAGGCGAGCAAAGACUCCAUCAAUGUCUUUUAUGAAAUGGUUACAGCUCUGAGUGGAGAUCAGCCUCCGGUAGUCAUGACACACAAGGACCUUCAUUUCCUCCACAUAAGGCAGGGUGGGCUUUACUGGGUGGUGUCCACCAAGACAAACCCAUCUCCUUUUACUAUAAUUGAGUUCCUUAACAGAUUAGCAGCUCUGACAAAAGACUACUGCGGCAGCUUGUCAGAGAAAUCUGUACGGAUGAAUUUUGCACUGAUUUAUGAGCUGCUGGAUGAGAUGGUGGACUACGGAUACAUACAGACCACCUCAACUGACAUACUUAAAAAUUUCAUCCAGACGGAGGCUGUAACAUCCAAACCCUUUAGUCUUUUUGACCUCAGUAACGUUGGCUUGUUUGGGGCAGAGACCCAGCAGAGUAAAGUGGCCCCCAGUUUUGCAGCCAGUCGUCCUAUAAUGUCCAGCAGAGGGGAGCAGGGUGGAAAGAAUGAGAUCUUUGUGGAUGUGAUAGAGAGGCUAUCUGUGGUUAUUGGUUCCAAUGGGAUUCUAAUGAAGGCAGAUAUUCAAGGAGAGAUUAGGAUAAAAUGCUUUCUACCGACCUGUUCAGAAAUGCGGAUUGGGCUGAAUGAGGAGCUGAAUAUAGGAAAGUCCCAGCUAAAAGGCUAUAGUUCUGCUGUGCGUGUAGAUGAAUGCAGAUUUCACCAGGCUGUUAAACUGGAUGAAUUUGAUACUUUCAGAAUACUAAAAGUUUGUCCAAGCCAAGGAGAGCAAACAGUGAUGCAGUAUCAGCUUUGCGAUGAGCUGCCCUGCCCACCACCAUUUCAGUUAUUUCCUUCAGUAGAAAAAGAUUAUGUGAACAGGGUGUUAAUCUUCCUUAAACUUAGAUGUGAUCUUCCACCAAAAAGUACGGCCCUUAAUGUUUCAGUCACGGUGCCUGUUCCAAAAGGCGCUAUAAGUAUGUCUCAAGAGCUCAGUAGUCCUGAUCAGACUGCUGAACUGCAACCUAAAAACAAAGCCCUUCUGUGGGAGAUCCCACGUUUCCCAGGAGGAGCACAGCUAUCAGCACUGUUCAAGGUGGACGUUCCGGGUCUAAGUUCUGCCUCUUUGCUUGAGGUCGGCCCUGUCAGUAUGUCCUUCGAGCUGCCCAAACAAACAUGCACUGGCCUUCAGAUCCGCUUCCUCAGACUCUCUCCAACUCAGGCAGGACUGUCACAACGAUGGGUGCGAUAUGUCACUCAUUCGGAUUCCUAUACUAUACGGAUCUGACCCGAACAGAUGGAUUUAGCAUUCACUGUAAAUACAGUACAUCACCGGCUGAUGAGUUCAUAAGGAUUUUUGAAAAAUAUGUUGUUUAUGUAAACAUAUAUGUAAAUAUCUACCUUUUCAUCUGGUAAUUCUGUUUACUUUAAUUGUCUGAUACAUGGUGUUUUUGUGUUAUAUAGUAUUAUAUGUCUACUGUAACUGUCAAAUAAGGUAUUAAAAAGUUGAGACAUUGACUAUUAUUAACAGGUAAUAAGCAAGUGGUGUGUAAAUCUCAUUUUAUUAACUUGCAUUCAUUUGUAAUAAACAAAAGAGAAAACAUAUGAGGAAAAUUAAAAAUUGUGUAAUUAUUUUAUUUAAAAAAUUUUCAUUUAGCUGAUGCUGUUAUCGAAAGUGACUUGCAGUGCAUUUAACCUAUAAAUGUUUUUGUCAAUAUGUGUGUUACCUGGGAAUCGAACCCAUUGCCUUUGUUUUGCUAGCACAAUGCUUGACCAAUUAAGUUACAGGACCAUCUAAAUUUAUAUUUUCAUAAUCAAAUUGACUGAAUUAUUAUGUAUUUAUAUUUUCAAAUAAACAUAAAAACAAACAAAAUAUGCUUAUUUGACCUCCUGUUACCAAACCACCUGGCCUGCCCUAGUACUAUUUUUAUUUUUGAUGUAUCUUUCUUUCUAUUUACAAUAUAAUACAUUUACAAAAACACUGAUUACUAAAUAAAAAA